AUGAAUAAGCUUAGGAAUAGGAAAAGCAAAGCUACGUGGCAGAAAAACUUUGAGGGUACUGUUAAUCCCUAUGCUAAUGAUGUUUUGACUCGUGUAGAAACGAAUAACAAGAAUUUGUUGACGAAUGCUGUUCCCUUUGGUGCAAGAGAUAAUCCUAAUAGCAAGACGACAUUAAUAGGGACGAAUUUGUAUGCUAGUUCCAAGAAUAAUCUGUUGCAAGUCCCUGGUGGUGGUGGUGGUGGUGGUGGUGCCUAUCUUGAUUCCAGCAAUAAUCAACGACAAAAUAGAAGGUUUAGUAUUCAUGCUGCAGCGCACCAACAACACGGCCGGUCAUUUUCUCAAGGAUCUGCCAAUGCACCGCCAUUGCCGAAUAUCGACAACUUGAUGGCUCUUCCAAAAGCGUUGACGGUUCAGCAAAAGAUUUUCAAGGAAUUGGAACAUGGUUCUGCUGCUGAAGUCGAUGAUUAUUACAAAUCCUUGGUCAAGCAAGAACAAAUUAUUACCCGAGAUAUUAAGAGCAACAUAAACCAAAAUCAAAAAAAUAUAUUGGCAUUGACCAAGGAUCUCAAGGAGACACAAGAGGAAUUGUUGAAUUUGAGGAGUACAACAAAGAAUUUAUUUGAAGUAUUGGAUGUUUUUACGGAAACAGCACAACGAAGACUCAGUUUGGAGUAUGAGCUGCAGGAACAGCAUCAGAACCAAAACCAAAACCAAAACCAAAACCAAAACCAGCACCAAAACCAGAAUCAGCACCAGCACAGGAACCAAAACUUGACUAGGAAUAAAGAUAGAUCAUCAGUUCUUAUUUUGGAAAAACACUGGGCAAAGGAGUUACAAUCAUUGUUCAAACAUGUGGAUGGCGCUUCGAAAUUUAUCCAGCCACUACCAGGAAGACACGUUUUGGCGGAGAGUGGAAGAUGGCACGAGGUUAAUGCAGGUACUUGGAAGCCAAGUAAUGCCGGGCAUUUGUUUGUUUUGAAUGAUUUGCUAUUGAUUGCAACAAAGAAGCAGAAUGGGAACAGUAACGACAACCACCAUCACCGCAGCAGCAACAACGACGACAUCAAUAACGACAAUAGUAGUACCAGUAGUAACAACAAAUCUACUAGAUUGCAAGCUAUUCAGUGUUGGCCAUUAACUCAGGUAUCCUUAACCCAGAUCAAACCAACCACUAACGAUGAUUCAUUGUAUUUUAUCCAUAUCAAAACGAAAUCACUAAGCUAUAUAUAUCUGACAGAUCGGUACGAUCAUUUAGUCAAAAUCACAGAUGCUUUCAACAAGGGCAAAAACCAAAUGAUUCACGAACAACGAGUAAUUCGCGGAUCCAUUACUAUGGAAAAUAAUGCACCAGUAUCAGUCUCUGAAACAAAGGAAGAAAAGAGACAAUUGAGAGAAACGAUGCGAAACUCGGGAUCUCACGAAACUUCGGGAGUCAUUGAUGAACAAGGGAAGCGACAAAGUGGCAGCGGAGUGGGAAAUAGAGGUGGUUCGGUACACGGGGGGGAUAAACGUAGUUCAUCUGAGUUUGUUUUACAUGACAUUAGUGCGCGAGUUCAUUCAAGAAACCGGUCCCACGAUUUCGGUACCAGUUUGAAAUACAAUAGUUCGUUUAAUGGCAAAUCUGAUUUUUUCAAUAAUAUCAAAAAUUUGGAGGAUAAAUUAGACGAUGUUGAUAUAGAGAUUUCACAUAAUGAAUUUCGACAGGCAGUUAACUUGCUCACAACAAUAGAGUCCAAGCUCAAGAAUUUGGAAAAAGCAUUAGAUAAACACAAAUCAAUCAGCGGUAGUGACAGUUUCUCUGAUGAAUCAUUGUUGCUUGAUGUGUCCAAUAUUAAGAUCUCCAAUAGAAAAGAUGAAAUCAUUCGGUGUCUUUUGUUUGACUUGCUGAACAAAAUCUCCAAACUCACCGCUAGUGAGCUUGCACAAAUCCUCACAUUAUAUGACCAGUUGGGAAAUUUGGAAUCAGGUAUACAAGCAUACUUGGGCUCGACAUCCCUAUAUUUAUCCACUACAGUGUCAAAGUUAAUAGUUGGUCUUCAAGGAAGUACAAAAAUCGAUGUAGUUAACUACCUAUCCAAUUUAUUGGUUAUCAAUGUUGCUAUCAUUCGACGAACUAUUGAAACAUACAAUGAUAGAAUAGCUCCAUUACUCAGAAAGUCAGGAGCAGCUGUGAAAAUUGACUCUUCGGGGUUAAUUGAUUGGUGUAUUGAAGAAUUUGUCAAGUUACAUAAAACAAUAAAGAAGCAUCUAUACGGAACAUUAUUGAUUAUUGAUGGCCAUAACCCCGAAACGGAGGAGCCAGUGUAUAAAGUUAAGGACCGGAAAUUAUAUCGGGAUUUUUUGAAAGUUUUACUUGAACAAUUGGACGAAUUGAAGAAGGUUGGUUUAAAUGUUGACUACAUUUUUGAAAACAUUAUGAAUUUGGAAUAG
Messenger RNA from Lodderomyces oxycetoniae, 2430 nucleotides. It is a transcript of the gene EXO84, whose product is annotated as exocyst subunit. The transcript has a single exon. The record is from RefSeq and is a predicted model, not a curated record. The coding region runs from base 1 to 2430 and encodes 809 amino acids. Lineage: Eukaryota; Fungi; Ascomycota; Pichiomycetes; Serinales; Debaryomycetaceae.